Blepharisma stoltei is the source of this 990-nucleotide messenger RNA. Lineage: Eukaryota; Ciliophora; Heterotrichea; Heterotrichida; Blepharismidae. The record is from the annotation of a GenBank genome assembly.
AUGGUCUCCAAUCCUUCUGAUUUAAACAUAGACAGCAUUAUUGAUAAGCUUUUAGAAGUAAGAGGCUCGAGACCAGGAAGGCAAGUAAAUCUUACAGAACAAGAAGUUAGAGGAUUAUGCAUCAGAUCUCGAGAAGUUUUUAUGUCACAGCCUAUUUUACUAGAACUUGAAGCGCCUUUGAAAAUCUGUGGAGACAUUCACGGGCAAUAUUAUGACUUGCUCCGACUAUUUGAAUACGGUGGUUUUCCUCCUGAAUCCAAUUAUCUUUUUCUUGGAGAUUACGUCGAUCGAGGGAAACAAAGCUUAGAAACAAUUUGCCUUCUGCUUGCUUACAAAAUAAAAUACCCAGAAAAUUUCUUUUUACUUCGAGGAAACCACGAAUGUGCGUCAAUAAAUCGAAUUUAUGGGUUUUACGACGAAUGCAAGAGGAGAUAUAACAUAAAGCUAUGGAAAACUUUUACAGACUGCUUUAACUGUAUGCCAGUUGCGGGGCUUAUUGAUGACAAAAUAUUUUGUAUGCAUGGAGGCUUGUCUCCAGACCUUACGAACAUGGAACAGGUCAGACGAAUUAUGAGACCAAUUGACGUCCCUGAUACUGGACUUUUAUGUGAUUUAUUAUGGAGUGACCCUGAUAAAGAAGCGCAAGGUUGGGGAGAAAAUGAAAGAGGAGUCUCUUUUACAUUUGGCGCUGAAAUUGUUAGCCAAUUUUUGAAAAGGCAAGACUUAGAUUUAAUUUGUAGAGCACAUCAAGUUGUUGAAGAUGGCUACGAAUUUUUUGCAAAAAGACAGCUGGUUACAUUGUUUUCAGCACCAAAUUAUUGUGGAGAGUUUGACAAUGCUGGGGCUAUUAUGAGUAUCGAUGAAAGCUUGAUGUGCAGCUUUCAAAUAUUGAAGCCAGCUGAAAAAAAAUUGGGAGCAAUGGCUGGGAUGUCAGCUGGAAGGCCUUAUACUCCUCCGAGAGCAAAAAUCCCGCAAAAGAGUUUUACUUAA